Messenger RNA from Helicoverpa zea (corn earworm), 1555 nucleotides. RefSeq names its product transcription initiation factor TFIID subunit 11-like. Lineage: Eukaryota; Metazoa; Arthropoda; Insecta; Lepidoptera; Noctuidae. Bases 36 to 1181 code for a protein of 381 amino acids. The transcript is spliced from 11 exons. The record is from RefSeq and is a predicted model, not a curated record. Gene Ontology annotation, molecular function: sequence-specific DNA binding.
UAUAUUUGUGUAUUUUGUUUUGUGAAAUAUUUAUAAUGAAGUGUGCCGUAGACGGAUGCAAGAAUUGUUCGGGUACACAAUCUAAAAGUGUUGAUGGUAUAACGUUUCAUGUGUUUCCAGUUAAUACAGAAAUAAGGAAGUUGUGGUUACAAAAUUUAAAGAAACCUAAUUGGUCACCAACGAUUUACUCGAAAAUAUGUUCGAUACAUUUUGAUCCAAAUGACUUUUAUCAUACGAAAAGUGGUUUUAAGAAGCUGCGACAAGGAUCGAUACCCAAGUUGAAUUUGGAAAACAAGCCUGUCAAAAGGGUAAGGAAAAAGGACACGAAUACCCCCAAGAAAUUUCCAAAUCGUGUACCAAAAUCAAAGCAAUCACAGCCAUUACACGUAGUGUCGAAACAUGCACGCAACGGGAACAAAAAAGCUCAGAAGUGUCCAAAAUGUAACACGGUCCUCCCAACAGCAACUGCGCCUGAGUCAAACACGCAAGUGAGAUCAGUAAUAGCGAGGGUAUAUCACUUCUUGGAGCGCGAGUACGAACAGUUGAAGAGCUUGCACCCGGAGACGGACUGGUCUCCGCUGAGCAGGGUCAGGCAGCGCGCGGCCGUCGCCACCGGCGUCUCGGAGCCCGACGUGAUUCAAAUACUCAGCGAGGAGGCUGACACUCACGCCGCUGACGAAGACCCGCCCAGGAAACGACCUAGAACAGACCACCAGAGUUCAUCUGACGAUGAUGAUGAUGAUGAGGAUGAUGACGAGGACGAUGAUGAUGAUGAUGAUGAUGAUGGAACUAUCAAUAAUGAUGAGGACAGUGAGAGACAAGCUGUAGAUUAUCCGAAGGAGUCGUUAUACAUCGAUGUCGCACCGAUGAUGGAGGCCACUCAAAUGGUUGAAUUUGAAUCGGAAAUGGUUAAUAUUAAACAAGAACCGGAAUACUCAACGGAUAAAACGUACACGGUACCGGUGACUGUGUGUAUACCGAAACUAGAGCCGCCAGAUGAACGUCAUUGUCAAAAUAUUAAUGUAAAUAACUCGGCAGCUGAAGUGACCAACGAUGACAUAGUGCGACGAGACAAACAGACAACUAUAUCUCAACCAGCACCACAUGUGCACACUCGGGACCCGCUGAUGAUAGAAGUGAAACUGGAAGAAAUAACUAUAGAACAUGAGGGGAUCAGUUAAUAUACUAUCUAUACCUACUUCUAUCUAUACUUAUAAUCUUUACUUCGAAUCACCUUCAAAUGUUAAAGAUUCAUAAUGAUACUAGAUUUUGAGUAGACACUUACAGCCUUACUACAAAAAAUUAAACAUCUGUUCAACACUUGUCUGAAAGAAGUGUGGCUGCAAAACGGACCUUAUUUCAACGUCAUAAUCUGACAUUUUUUAGACAAGUGUUCAACAGGCGUUUAAAAGUUUUUGUGGUACGACGGAUAGUUUUUAAAAUUGUAAUGAAGGAACACAGGUAUACUCAAGUUUGUUGUACUAUUUCUUAGUUUUUUUAAAAGGUGAAAGUUACAAAUAUGUACAAACUUUUAAAAUAAAAAUGUCUAAAACUU